Messenger RNA from Alosa sapidissima (American shad), 1015 nucleotides. RefSeq names its product complement C1q-like protein 2. The record is from RefSeq and is a predicted model, not a curated record. NCBI's taxonomy places the organism in Eukaryota, Metazoa, Chordata, Actinopteri, Clupeiformes, Clupeidae. Gene Ontology annotation, molecular function: protein binding. The transcript is spliced from 3 exons. The coding region runs from base 37 to 792 and encodes 251 amino acids.
UUUACAUUAAAGGAGACAGCUGUGUGUGUGUUGAGCAUGAAGACUCCCGGUUCUGUGCUGCUGUUGCUGUGGGCAGCUGUGGUUGCAAAAGAGAGUAAAGAUCUCCAAGAAACCUGCCAGCCUGACAUCCACACUGUGCUGAGAGAGAUGAGCGCUCUGGUGGUGGAGCAGAGAGUGGAGCUCAGAUACACUAAGACACAGGUGGAGGCCAUGGAGACCAGACUGAGAGCCAGUGAGAAGACAGUCGAGGAGCAGAGAGCUGUUAUUCAGGAGCUGAAGGAGAAACAGGAGGAGCAAGCAGCAGCUGUGAGAGCUGUAGGAGGCAGAGUGAACCUCACGGGGAGCCAGGUGGAGGAGCUGAGGAGGGAGAGAGAAGAGAGGAGGGUGGCCUUCUCUGCCUCACUGGUAGCAUCUGAAGAUGUAACUACAGGACCGUUUAACACACACACUAACCUGGUCUACAGACACGUCUUGACCAACAUAGGAAAUGCCUACAACCCAAACACAGGGGCCUUCACAGCUCCAGUUAGGGGGGUCUACUACUUUGAUGUCUUCGUCUUUGGGAAUGGUCAUGCAUCAACACCCACUGGAGUCUCUCUCCACAAAAACGGAGAGCAUGUUGUCCUUGCUUACAGUGCUGGGAACGUUCGCCAUGUGGCUGCCUCCAACGGGGCUUCUCUGCUGCUGGAAGUGGGGGAUGUGGUCUAUCUGAAGCUGUGGCAUCAUGCCUGGGUUAGAGAUAAUCCUAACCACCACACCACAUUCUCUGGACACCUGCUCUUCACCAUGUAGCCAAGCAUCAGAACAGACCCAUGACAAGAACAAUGGAACAAGCGCCAUUUUAGGAGUGGUGGUGGUGAUGGUGGUGUGUGUGUGUGUAUGUUUACAACACAUUAGUAAAGUCAAGCAUGUUGUGAAUUACAGUAUUUACAUUGAUUACAGUGUGACUAUAAUGUCAGGAAAGUCUUCAAUUGAUUGCAGAUGUAAAUAUCAAUCCCAAAAGGCAGUCGCACUU